This is a messenger RNA of Etheostoma spectabile (orangethroat darter), 4641 nucleotides long. RefSeq names its product TSC22 domain family protein 2-like. Gene Ontology annotation, biological process: regulation of transcription by RNA polymerase II. Lineage: Eukaryota; Metazoa; Chordata; Actinopteri; Perciformes; Percidae. The record is from RefSeq and is a predicted model, not a curated record.
CGCACACUACCUACCCACGAUGCAGCGCGGUUGCAUACAACAUAGCCAUCUUGUCAAGAGUAACUGAGUGAGGGAGGUAACUGUAGGCGCUGUUUAGAGACUCAUUUGUGUUAAAGCGUAAACAAUUAAGAGCAUUUCCUCACUCGACCGCCGUUAGCUUCAAAGUAAGUGUCGCCCCCGAAUGACAUAAGCUGAUGUGGUGAGUGGAUACAAAGGACUGUUUUCAGGAAGAUGUCUUGUAUACUUGUUCCGACGUAGGGGGAGUGUGCAGCAGCCAGUUGGCUUGACUUGCUAGCUAGCUCGGUGAGUGGAGGGCUGUGGGCCCUCCUCAGCCUAAAGUAGGUCCUGCAGCUGGGCAACACACUCUGCGACAACGGCCGUUUGGCAACUGUACAGCCGCGACAUUAGCAGGCCGGUCCGGACUGACAGAAAGCUCCGGAUCAGUCAUCCUACAGGCUGCUGCUGGUAUCUGAAGCCGCAUUGCUGGACAAGACGACCCGAAGUGUGGCGUUGCGUUAUGAGCUCAUGAAACGCAACAGGAGAUCGAGAGAGGAAGAGGGAUGGCGUAUAUUCACCUUGAUUACAGUUAGCUUGGCUAAGUAAAAUACUUGUAAUCGUCCUGUUUAGUAUGAUCUUCGCUUUAAGAAGCUGCAACCAGCUCGUCUCUUUCUGAGGGAGGAUAAACUUAGCCACACGGGACUUGGUUGAUGAGCUUGAUCAGGCUGGCAAUAUGUCGAAAAUGCCGGCCAAGAAAAAGAGCUGUUUUCAGAUCACAAGUGUGACUCAGGCCCAGGUGGCGGGUAUUGGUGCCGCCGACGACACGGAGAGUCUGGACGACCCAGACGAGUCACGGACUGAAGAUGUCUCGUCAGAGAUAUACGACAUGUCCAGGGCUGAGUACGAGCCUGCAUGUGACAUUAAUUCAUCUGAAGAAGCCCUGAAUAAUGUCGGUGAGUCAGAGGCAAUCAAUGUUAUGGCACCAUCACACAUACCUCAAGGCGGUCAGUUGUCUGCCAUGUCAGGCAAUAUCAUGGGGGAGUUUCGAAAGGUGGGAGUGUCGGCUACUCAAGGUGGUCAGCAGCCUCCGGGGCUCGGCGCUACAACCGGUGUAUCCCUCAUCACUCAGCCUGGGGCAAUGCAGCAACAGCCUGCUCCAGCAGCCAGCGCUCCAGUAAACACAUCCCAACCUGCUGCAGUGACCAGUACAGCUCCUCCUCCUGCCACCUCCACGGUGAGUUGCACUUCACGCUUCAGGGUCAUUAAACUCGAUCAUGGUACUGGAGAACCCUUUCGAAGAGGCAGGUGGACAUGUACGGAGUUUUAUGAGAAAGACUCUGAGGGCUCUGCUGUUAGUAGAACUGGGGAUAGCACUAGGCAUGCAAGUGCCUCAUUCCAGGGGUCCAGUGCAACCCUGGACCCCGCUGCAGACAGAGACAGUGGGCUUGGCCAUACAGGAGGAUCUGUGGUUACCCCGGCAACACACUCAGGUCAGGGCUUGGGCUCUGUGGCGGAUGCUUCUCUCUCUUCAUCCCGCAUGCAUUUGGUGGAGAUGCCACCGCAGCAGCAGCAACAACAGAUCCACCAUCCAAACUACAGCGCCACACCGAGUGCUUUCUCCAGCAUCAAGCCAACAGUGGGAAGUCUCCAGCCUUCUGCUCCCCAGAGCGUGCUGCCUCUCGGACAAAACGGCCUGCCUCAAUCUGUUAUCCACAUACAGAAGUCCCCCAUAAUGCCUCUUUCAGCUCAGCCCGUUGCUUACCCUCCCCUGCAGCAGCAACAGCCGGUUCCUCUAGGCCACCAGCUGACCAGCGUGUCUUCUGGAUUGCUACAGAACCAGACAGAGUACUAUCAGCAGCAACAGCCCACCUCCAUGCAGUCAGGAAUAUCCACUGGCCAGACCCUUCCAGUGUCCAGCCUCUCAGCUGGGCUACAGCCUGUGGGACAAGGACACACUUCGGUUUUGCCUCCAGCCUCUGGAGGGGCUUCCGUGCCCAGUCAGGUUGGAGAUGUUGUAGGAGCAGGAGGAGGGUCUGUGCCUACUGGACAGCCAGCUCCAGGCCUCUUGCAGCAGCAGACAGGAGGAAUGGGAGGUGUCGGAGGCUCCAUACUGGUUGGUGGAUCCGCUUUGCAUCCGCAGGCUGUGAAUCAGUAUACAGCCACUGGACAGCCUCAACCCCACGGCAUCCACUCUACAUCCUCCGGUGUACAAAAUGUGCCUGCCAUCGCAGUGAGCACCACUGUGAACACUGCUGUGUCCAGUGCCUCCAGUGCAGCCAUGCCAAAUGUGACGACCUCCAGUUUGCCUCCAGGUCAGAUACCCCACAGCAGGACUCUAGUGGCUUUGGGGGUACAGGGCCUCCCAGCAACUGGAUUUGGACAUAAAGAGGGCGGUGUUGGAGGGAAGUCAGAGGGUCUUGUAAAUGCACAGUCUCCUGUUGUCACUGGUAAGGAACCAGUGAAGUCCCUCAUGCCUGAGAGCCUGCAGCUCGCCACUCCAACUGUCAACAGCCUGUUUGGAAUCCACAUACCUGAUGACGGAGAUAUGGACAGGGCCUCGGGAACCAAUGUUGCAGCCAUUGACAAUAAAAUUGAACAGGCAAUGGACCUAGUAAAAAGCCAUCUGAUGUAUGCGGUGCGUGAAGAGGUGGAGGUCUUAAAGGAGCAGAUCAAGGAGCUGUUUGAGAGGAACUCUGUGCUGGAGAGGGAGAACGCCGUGUUGAAAUCUCUGGCCAACAGCGAGCAGCUGUCCCAGCUGCCUGCGCAGUCGGCCACCAGCUCCGGCACCACGCCCCCCCAGCAAGGACUCAGCCAGCCUCAGCAACAGGCCCAGCCUCCGCUUCAAGUUCAGCCUCAACCGCAGUCACACGGCCAGCUCCAGCUCCAGCACCACCCCAUACCCCAGCAGCUCCAGACUCAGCUCGAUCCUGGCCAACAACAAAUGCAACCCAACGUCACCUCCGCUUGAAGCGCAUCGGCCCUGCUUCGCUUAAAGCAGAAAAAAAAAAAGCAUCUUCUCUACAACUUAUUACAGUUAGUUUAUGUGAAAUUAAAAAGAAGAAAAAAAAAGACAACUGUCUUCUUAGCCACCGCUUGUGUGUGUGUGUGUGUGUGUGUGUGUGUGUGUGUGUGUGUGUGUGUGUGUGUGUGUGUGUGUGUGUGUGUGUGUGUGUGUGUGUGUGUGUGUGUGUGUGUGUGUGUGUGUGUUGUGUGUGUGUGUGUGUGUGUGUGUGUGUGUGUGUGUGUGUGUGUGUGUGUGUGUGUGUGUGUGUGUGUGUGAAUUGAUGUUGGAAUGUGAGUGUGUAUGCAUCUGUACUGUGGGCCUUUCCAGUGUUAAUGCAAUCAUUGAGAGAGACAGAGAGACUUGGACAGAGAAAGUGUGUGUAGAGACAGAGUAUCAGGGAAGGUCGGGGUGUUUGUUUUCAUCUUGGCACUGUUCCCGGAGUGGUUGACUGCUGGGUCCAAGCUUGUGGACAGGAUGUCUUCUCUUGGACCAGGCCCAAGCCAGACUGGUCGCGACCUGACCCGAAACCUCAAACCGUGUGUGUUGGAAAGGGAGGGCUUCACCCCGCAUAAGGGACAAAAGGGAGUGAUUGUCAGAAGAGAGCGAUUAUUUUUUUUUAAAAUGAGAUAGAGUGGGUAAAGGGGUAUUUUUUAGCAUUGCUGUUUCAUGUUGUAAAGGAAAAAAGAGGCAGUGAGAGUGUUUUUCAGAGCGCCACACCGCGGCCGUUACUUUUACAUCAAAUCCAACCCUUGCAUCAGUCUUUUGAGUUCUACUGUUAAGUGUUUUAUUUAUUACAGGGCUGCUAUUCUCAUAAAUGAACAGUUUCACAACACCUGUUUAACGGUAGCCCAGUGACUUGUUUCCUCUUCUACAGUGUUUCAACAGUUUGGCCAUAUUUCCCAAUGCUUUAAUUGUUAAAACGUUAGGUGAAAGAGAAAAUCUGACAAAUGUUUAACACUAACUACAGUUUUACGCUGCGAUUGCCAAUUCCUUGCUCAAGUCCAUAUCCAGUAUGAAUGUACAUUUAUGUAUAGUAUAAAGUAUUAAGAGCCUUAAUGGGUGACUCCUCGCCUGUUUACAUCAAAUCUUAACGAGAGCCUGCAGAUGGUAUUUGAUGAACAUUCAAUUCUGUCGGUAGUAAUAUCUAAAAGUGAAUUAGUAUUGCCAUCACCCCCCUACUUCAUGUUUCUUUCUACCAAUGUCUUUCCUUAGGGUGUGGGGGGGAAGCUGUGAAAUCAUUCAACCUACUUUGUAACCAAAGAUGCAAAGCUGUGUAAAUUGAUUAUUUUUAAAUGCACACAUGUAUUUCUUUCAUGUAUUUUUUUUUUUUUUUGUUACUUCUUUCUUCACAAAAUAGUUUGUUGCUGUUCAGCAUGUUCUGCAUGAUCUGUAAUCUUCAAACCACUUUCUUACCUCAUUUUUAUUCAGCACUCUUAUUGUAAGAUAGUCUGUGAACAGUGUAAAUGGGGGCGGGGGGGUGAUGCGGAGCAGAGAGAAAAAUAACCUAGUGUCACUGACACUAGUCCCAGAAAAAUGAAGUGAGCCAUGUUUUGUUCAUUUAAAUGGUGUUUGAAUUUCAUAUGCCAAUAGUUUUGUUACAUUGCAAAUUUUAAUGUAUUUAAAUAAAAGCAAUAUUCAGA